AUGACUAUUAUUUCACUACCGAUCAAUGAACGCGUACUACCUGGAGGGAAUACUGGAAUACUUGCGAGCGUGGAGGCCAACAUGAAGCUAUGGCUGGUGGUGAUCCACAUCAUCCUGGUGGGCACAAAUUUAUGGGCGACUGCUCACUACAACGAGGAGGUGACUGAAGACAACGAGUUUGCGGAGUUUGAAGACUUCGAGGACGAGAAACCCGCAUCUGCUUCUGACCAGUUUCAUCCCGCCAGCACCACCAACAAAAAUAAUAAUAAUAAUAAUAAUAAUAAUAAUAACAAUAACAACAAUAAUAAUGAUAAUAAUAACAACAACAAUGACGAUGAAGUAUCCGUAGACGACUACGAAGAAGAGGAUUCACUUGUAGAAGACGACAUAGAUUCAGAGUUCGACCACUUCCAGGACGAAGAAGAGUUCGAAGGUCUAGACAACAACAACAAGAACGCUGGAAAAUCCGACGAGCCAUCAACAUUGACCAUCACAAAAGUACCCUUGCACUUACGAGCUCGUUGGGACAGCUACUACCUGGAGAUUCUGAUGGUGACCGGGUUGGUAAUCUACUUUAUCAACUACUUCACUGGGUGCUCGAAGAACUGUCGGCUAGCGGAGUCCUGGUUUGCCGAGCACCGCAAAAUUUUGGAGGCAAACUUCUCAUUGGUAGGCGAUACCGGAAAGUCUCUGGAGGAAUCCUCAGAAAAUUUUCUGAUCAAGGAAAGCGAGUCCCAGUACAGCAUCUACUGUUCAGGUCGGGUUGGCUGUGAAUCGCUGCUGAUAGAGUUGAAACUACUGAAGCGACAGGACCUGAUAAAUGUAAUAGCCCAAAUUUUAAGGCCCCAAAACGAUCAGGCCCACUUAAAGUUCGAGAUGUCCAAGGACGAGACUGAUAACUUUGUCUUCGCGGUGGCUACCAAGCGGACUGCAGUCCAUUUCACUCGGGACAUUGCAGAUAUUUCUACCUACUGUCCCGAAAAAAGGCCGGGAGAUAAAUUUGGACUUCCUGCUGGGUUCUAUCUGAUGUCAGAGAUCUCAGAGGCCGCUACUGCGGUUCUGGACUCCAAGGUUGUGGCUGCUUUUACCAAAUACUCCCAGUUUAUUGACUAUAUUCAUAUCAGCGAUCAGUAUAGUGGAAAUAAACAGCAAGAGGACUCUGGGGCCUUAACUAUGCCGGAGGUGAAAAGAGUCCUCCUGGUUGGACUGAAUAUCAGCGUGAAGGGAAAAAAUCCUAAUGCGGAGUCUGUGGAAAAAAUGAGAGCGUUGUUACAGUUGACGUUCUAUCUUGUUGAUAAAUUAAGGCGUUAUAGAAUGUCUAAGGAGGCUAAAAACAAAUCAGACAAAAAUCGUCAGAAAGUUGAAGAAGCUUUCUUAAAGACAACCCACGCAGCACGUGCAGAAGCUGCAGCAGCUAAGCGUGAGGAGAAACGCCGCCAGGAAAAAGAGCGAAUUCUCCAAGAAGAGGAUCCCGACAAGCAGCGAAAGUGGGAGGAAAAAGAACAAAAACGUCUAGCGAAAAAACGCGCCCCUAGAAUGAAGCAACUCAAAGUUAAAGCCCUAAGUUCAAUGGACGAAUCGAUCAGGACGAAUCUCAUUGGUCCAACCUCGGAUUUCGAUCACGAUGUCAUCCUAAGCGAUAAUUUGGAAUUCUGGAUGACGCGACUCCCGCCAUCACUCAAAAAAAUACCGAUCAUUCACCUAGCGAUCCCAGGUUCUCACAACACAAUGACGUACACAAUAAACCGAUUCAACAAUGUCGGCCCUGAUGAACCAGCAUCUCUUCAAUUUUUCGGGAAGUAUUUUUCACUUAUAUCGAAACCGCUGAUAUUUAAUUGGUCUGUCACGCAGUAUGACGACAUAGUUCAGCAAUUGAAUGGGGGAAUUCGUUAUCUAGACCUAAGAUUAGCAACCAAGACUAAUAAUAAUAACAACAUCGAAGCUAAUGACAUUGACAAUGACAACGUUUAUUUUCUUCACGGCCUGUACGGUGAUGAAGUGACACAACACUUGAUAAACAUAAAAAACUGGCUGCACCUGCACCCAGAGGAGAUAAUAAUAAUCGACUGCCAGCAUUUUUACCUGUUCAACGAGCGAAUCCACAAAAGAUUCGUCAACAAGCUGAAGAAUAUAUUCAAGGAGCUGAUAUGUCCUUCAACAAUAAAUCUGCAGAAGAUAACCCUAGACUGGAUGACAAGCAACCGGUACCAGCUGAUACUCGUCUACAGAAACGAGAUCGUCAGGACAGAAGUCAGCUUCUGGCCUAGCGGACUGUGGCCAUCGCCCUGGCCAGAUACUACUCGGCCUAGAGCUCUGGUGGACUUCUUGGAUAUGAGACUGAAAACACGGCUCGCUGACACCGGGUUCGUAUCCCAGUGCUUGCUUACUCCGGAUGCUAAGUAUAUUCUGAGGCACUUGUGCGGAAGCUUACAUCGCGAUCUAGCGGGGGCUUGUAGGAAAACUUCGCUGGAAUGGAUUAAGAGGAACGGGCCUGGUGAAGGAGGGCUUAAUAUUGUAAUCACGGAUUAUGUAUCCUUUGAUAAUUUUCUUUUUUGUAAGCUUGUCAUCCAGAGGAAUGCUUUAUUGCUCAAUUAUUAUGAAAGGCACUCCAGUGCUUUUAAUCCGUGCCCGUGA
This is a messenger RNA of Cotesia congregata, 2634 nucleotides long. NCBI's taxonomy places the organism in Eukaryota, Metazoa, Arthropoda, Insecta, Hymenoptera, Braconidae. The record is from the annotation of a GenBank genome assembly.